CUUCUUCAAUAAUCGAAAGCAAUGCCCAACCCAACAGAAAAGAGAACUCGUCCUUCCAGGAAAGUAACAAUUCCUACCAACCAAAAAACAGAGUAAAGCCCAGACGAAGACGAAGAAGAAGAAGAAGAAGAAGAAGAUUAUGAUGCCGUUUAAAGAGGAAAAAGAGGCAAAGAAAGAAGCUUUUAGGAAGUAUUUAGAAUCCAGUGGUGUUCUCGAUGCUCUUACCAAAGUUCUGGUUGCUUUAUAUGAGCAAAAUGACAAGCCUUCCUCUGCCCUUGAAUUCAUUCAACAAAAAUUAGGGGGUCCAUCUGCGUCUGACUAUGAAAAGCUACAAGCCGAAAUGUCAGAUUUGCAAACGAAGUAUAACCAACUUUUGGCAGCACACCAAGAAAUCAGCAAAGAGUUGGAGGAAGUUAAAAGUUCACAUGAUAUGGCGCCAUCAUCUGCCAAGGAGACCACUGAUGGAGAGCCUCAAAAAGAGAGGCUCUGAAAGUGAAGACUAUAUGACAACAUUUCGAAUAAAAUUAGAAGUCGAGCGCGCGAAGCAUUUGUUCUUAGGCUGUUGUAUUCAUCAGAGGCACAUAUAGUGAGUGCAUGUUUGUCUUAAUUUUUCCUCUCUCAAUUCUGGUGAGAAGAGGCAUUGUUUCUGUGUAGUUAACUCAUUAUCGGUCAAAUGCAUUGGGUUUAAGUUCCUUUACCAAUCCUGCCCUUUU
Morus notabilis is the source of this 713-nucleotide messenger RNA. RefSeq names its product c-Myc-binding protein homolog. Gene Ontology annotation, molecular function: transcription coactivator activity. The transcript has 5 exons. Gene Ontology annotation, biological process: regulation of DNA-templated transcription. Bases 140 to 490 code for a protein of 116 amino acids. Gene Ontology annotation, cellular component: nucleus. Lineage: Eukaryota; Viridiplantae; Streptophyta; Magnoliopsida; Rosales; Moraceae. The record is from RefSeq and is a predicted model, not a curated record.